Messenger RNA from Pseudovirgaria hyperparasitica, 1041 nucleotides. RefSeq lists its product as uncharacterized. Gene Ontology annotation, molecular function: arylformamidase activity. The coding region runs from base 1 to 1041 and encodes 346 amino acids. The transcript is spliced from 4 exons. NCBI's taxonomy places the organism in Eukaryota, Fungi, Ascomycota, Dothideomycetes, Acrospermales, Acrospermaceae. The record is from RefSeq and is a predicted model, not a curated record.
AUGGCGCAGAAAGAUCCGUACGACUUGAAAUUUGACGAACUUCCUAAUCCUAUGCGAGUCUGGAAGGGCCCGCCUGGCAGCCACGAAGAAGCAUUAGGAAAAGUGUCGAUCCUCACUCCAGAUGUAGUCGCCAAAGCUGCCUCUCAGGAGAUCAGGACUGGUCGACGUGUGACCGUCAAUUGGUCCUUGGAACAGCUUGAGUACGCACCGUUCGGUCGAAUCCCAGUCAAACACAGUAUCAUUCCUAUACUAGACGGCGAUGCCUUCGAUGACAUCUAUACCUUCAAUCCGCAGCAGAGCAGUCAGUGGGAUGGGCUGCGCCACUUUUCACAACCGAAAUUUGUUGAAGAUGGGCAAAGGAGCGUUGAGCGGGUGUUCUAUGGCGGCACGACGAAGACGCAGAUCUACAACAGGACCAAUUCUCGACUCGGAAUCCAGGCGUGGGCAUCUGAAGGGAUCGCUGGUCGUGGUGUUCUCAUUGACUAUGCUUGGUGGGCAGAGAAGCAAGGCAUCGAGUACAGCACUUUCUCACAGCAUCACGUGAAACUAUCAGAUAUCACUCAGAUUGCCAAGGAAUGCGACAUCAUCUUUCAGAGAGGUGACAUACUUAUUGUCAGAAUCGGCAUGACAAAGGAAUGGAAUUCAUGGUCUGACCAAGCCAAGCAAGAAUAUGCAUCGCAAAGUAACCCAUUACACGCUGGUGUGGAGAAUUCGAUGGACGUCUUACGUUGGAUAUGGGACACCGGCUUCUCUGCUGUCGCAGGUGAUGCAAUAUCUUGGGAAGUCCGCAUACCUAUUCCGGUCGAUCGAAGAAGCUUCCAGUCUGAUGUGCCACAGGUCUUCCCGUCUAUCAAUCCGCCCCUGUUUCUCCAUGAAUACCUGUUAGCUGGCUGGGGCAUGCCGAUCGGAGAAAUGUUCGACUUGGAAGCACUUUCGCAGACCUGUCAAGAGCUGGACCGCUGGACUUUCUUUGUUACAUCAGCACCACUGAACAUGCCAGGAGGUGUAUCAAGCCCACCCAAUGCAUUGAUGAUAUUCUGA